This is a messenger RNA of Drosophila ficusphila, 1913 nucleotides long. It is a transcript of the gene Pex5, whose product is annotated as peroxisomal targeting signal 1 receptor. Gene Ontology annotation, biological process: protein import into peroxisome matrix, docking. Lineage: Eukaryota; Metazoa; Arthropoda; Insecta; Diptera; Drosophilidae. Gene Ontology annotation, cellular component: cytosol; peroxisomal membrane. The coding region runs from base 106 to 1788 and encodes 560 amino acids. The record is from RefSeq and is a predicted model, not a curated record. The transcript has a single exon. Gene Ontology annotation, molecular function: protein binding.
UUGCCCUAGUAAUCUUUGUGGACAUUUGAACCUUUGUUGUGGACCUUACUUGGCCUGUUAUCGCCCAGUUACGCCAGUUACGUAGCAUCCUUCAAUUCAAGCACCAUGUCGUUUCGCCCGUUAGUCGAAGGCGACUGCGGCGGCGUGAAUCCGCUGAUGCAGCUGGGCGGCCAGUUUACUCGCGAUGCAGCCUACAAGGACGAGGGCUUUGUGCAGCGCCAGUUCGAGCGAAGCGCUCGCCCCGAGGACCAGUUAAUCAGCGAGUUCCUUGGACAGGUGGCCGCCCCGCCACAGUCCUUUCAGAUGGACACGCUGCUCCAGGAGAUGCGGGACAUCAACAUCCAUGGAAAUGCCCAGCAGCAACAGGAACUAAUGCAGAUUCAGCAGGCGGAGCAGUGGGGUCAGGACUUUGCCCGUGGCCUGGCGCCCCCUCUGCCCAACAAGAUGAUCCACAUGCAGCCUCAACAACAGGACCUGCAGCACGCCCAGGAGUUCUUCGACGAGCCGCUGAUCAGCAGCCAGAACUUCCGUCCACUGCAGCGGCAGCCUCUUAUGGCCAUAACGGCCGGACAGCAGCAGGAUCCCUUCUUCGACUCGGGCAUGGAGACCAUAAUUACGGACAACUUACCCCGGGCGCCACAAGGCGAGUCACUGGAGGACUGGAUCAGCGACUACCAGCGCAACGCUGAGCAGAAGGAGCAAGCCACCUCCAACUUCAACGAGAAGUUCUGGCAGCGCCUACAGGACGAGUGGCAGAAGCUGGCCGACGAAAAUGAACACCCGUGGCUGUCGGAAUACAACGAUAACAUGGAUGCCUACAAGGAGUAUGAGUUUGCCGAGGAAAACCCCAUGUCUGAAUUGGAAAACGCUUUUGAGAAGGGCAAGGAGUACCUGGCAAAGGGCGACAUUCCUAGCGCCGUCCUCUGCUUCGAGGUAGCGGCUAAGAAGCAGCCAGAGCGCGCCGAGGUCUGGCAGCUGCUGGGCACCUCGCAGGCGGAGAACGAAAUGGACCCGCAGGCCAUAGCAGCGCUAAAGCGGGCAUAUGACCUCCAGCCGGAGAACCAGCAAGUUCUGAUGGCCCUAGCGGUUUGCUACACCAACGAGGGCCUACAGAACAACGCUGUGCGAAUGCUGUGCAGUUGGCUGGCGGUCCACCCCAAGUACCAGCACCUAGUCGCCGCCCAUCCAGAGUUGCAGAUCGAGGGAAAUUCGCUUGCCUCUUCGCUGAUUGGUCCGAGCAAACUGCGCGACCUUCAGCAGAUCUACUUGGAGGCUGUGCGCCAGCACCCGUCUGAGGUGGAUGCCGACGUCCAAGAAGCCCUCGGCGUGCUGUACAACCUUUCUGGGGAGUUUGACAAGGCGGUCGACUGUUAUCAGUCGGCGCUGCAGGUCGAUCCCCAGAACGCUAAGACCUGGAAUCGUUUGGGCGCCAGCCUGGCCAACGGGUCGCGCUCUGUGGAGGCGGUCGAGGCUUAUCAGCAGGCGCUCCAGCUGCAGCCAGGCUUUAUCCGAGUACGCUACAACGUGGGUGUCUGCUGCAUGAACCUUAAGGCCUACAAGGAGGCGGUGGAGCAUUUGCUGACGGCGCUUACCAUGCAGGCGCACACAAACGCCGCUAGGGAGCUGCCGAACGCGGCGAUGGCCGCCACCAAUAGUGGCCAAAACCAGAUGUCCGAGUCCAUUUGGAGCACCGUCAAGAUGGUCAUCUCGCUAAUGGGACGCAGCGAUCUUCAGGGUCAUGUGAGCGAUCGCAAUCUGGUGGCCCUCAACGAUGCCUUUAAGGACUAACAAAGCUGCUAUUAUUCUCAAGUUCUAGCAGGCCCACUUGAUUUAUGUAUAUUUUUCUAUGGUUUAAUUUGUAAGAAAUUAAAUACUUCUGUGGUAUCCAAGGAUAAAUAUUUAAUCAUUCCUUA